AUGGCUUACGCCGCUGCUUCGUCGCCUUCAACCAUAAAUGGCGACACCCAAGCAAGUUUAAAACUUACUGGCUCACUCCCGAAACCUCCAAAACUACAUAAUGUCAACACAUCUGUUCCCCCCGCCCCCAAUCCCUCCUCCGCUCCGCCCUGUGCCUCUCUUUACUCAUAUACACCUAACUCAUUACGUCCUUCAUACACCUUCUCAAAUGCUUCGAGCCCUUCCGGCACCCCUCUACAAUCGGCUACUGACGCGCUCCGUGGUCGAAUACCCUCAUUCCCUCUGAUACCCCCAGCCCAUCUUGAGCUUGGAGAUUCAAUCAUGGCUGUUCCUGGGAGUGCUAGUGCUUCCGGGUCGGGGGAUGCGGCAACUCAAACGACAAACAAAGGCCCAGGAUUGAUGCGCAGAAUCUCCCGAGGAGCAGCCAACAAGCUCACUCGGAGGCGGCAAUCCGCGACCCAAAAUGAUAAGCGGGACCGUAGCUCCGGUCCCGUUAUCAUGCGCAGACGCAGUGACAGCAAAACUGGACAAAAUAGCUGGGAAAGUGCGCUUGAGUCCAGUAAUGAAGAAGACAGCAAUGAUGCUCUGGACUCUCUGGGAGUUUGGUGUGGCUCUGAGGCUUCUAGCUUGCAGAACGAGAUGUUUAUUCCCCCUACUCGCACGGUUAGUGCAGUUGCACCGAAAGUUGAUGCAAUGAUUCAGCGCGGCGUAAUCUUCACGAAAAUCACCAAGAAACGACGGAAGCAAGUGCGCUUCUUUCUCGAUCUCGACGCUGGCAAAGUUUACUGGGAUCUUUCGAAUCCGACGAAAAGGUUUUAUGUCGAUGACAUUAAGGAGAUUCGCGUGGGUGUCGAUGCGCGCAAUUAUCGUGAGGAACAUCAGGUUUCACAGGAUUUCGAAAGUAGAUGGAUCACCGUUGUCAUCGCCGACGCAGAACGAUCGAAGGGACGAUCUGUCAAGACACUGCACCUGAUUGCGCCGAGUGAUUAUACCCUUGAGCUUUGGACGACAACCCUGGAACACAUCUCACGCUAUAGAAUUGGUCUUAUGGCUGGCCUAGCUGGUUCUGGCCAGAGUGAGGCGGUCUUGAAAGCCCACUGGCAGCGUGAGAUGACCAGAUUAUAUCCAAAGGGUUUAAAGCUCGGCGAGCUCGAGAGCUUGGAUUUCGAGGCGGUUGAGAGUGUAUGCCGCAGCUUGCACAUCAAUUGCUCCAAGAAUAUGCUCCGCGCCCAAUUCUCUAAGGCGGACAAUAACAACAAGGGCAAGUUAUAUUUCUCCGAGUUCAGUGAUUUUGUUGCUCGUUUGAAGGAGCGGAAAGAUGUCAAAGCUAUCUUCAAAGAGCGUGUUGCAAGUUCUGAAGGCUUUACUUUGGAAGAAUUCCUAGCAUUCCUUCGUGACGUGCAGAACGAAGAUGUCGAGUCUGACCGAAGCUACUGGGUGUCUAUUUUUGAUCGGCUUGUGCGCAAAUCAAGGCCCCGUGCACCCAGUCUUCCAGAGCAUCCGGACGGAAGACCCACUGGAGUUCCGCGUCUGGGUCUUGAUGCUUUCACCUCGUUUCUAUCUUCUUCUUGGAAUGGGGUCUAUGCCUCCCGCGCCCCCCAGUCCAGGUUUGAUCGUCCUUUGAACGAAUACUUCAUCUCCAGCUCGCACAAUACGUACCUCCUAGGUCGCCAGGUAGCUGGUGCGUCCAGCACCGAGGCAUACAUCAGCGCUUUGUCCCAAGGGUGUCGUUGUGUGGAGAUCGAUUGCUGGGACGGAGCUGAUGGCCGACCCAUUGUCUCUCACGGAAGGACCAUGACUACCAGCGUCCUCUUCGCCGACUGCAUCACUGUCAUCAACAGAUACGCAUUCAUCAGCACAGACUUUCCGCUUAUCCUCUCUCUCGAAGUUCACUGCAAUCCCGAGCAACAACUAGCCAUGGUGAGAAUCAUGAAGGAGACCUUCAAAGACCAAUUAGUCUUGGAACCCCUUCUUACAAAUACGUUCGUCCUUCCGUCGCCCGAGGAUUUGAAGCGUCGCAUCCUUGUGAAAGUCAAAACUUGCGAUGAAACAGAAGGUGGCAUGCGACAAGAGUCUACGGGUUCCUCGAUCAGCGUCGGUCGAAAGCGCAGCUCAAGCUCCCCAUUUAUGCACCCGACGGUGCCUGAGUACCCUCCAGUUUCCAACCUUGUACCUCUUGCUGGGCCUUCCACGGCUGGCCAGGAUGGUAUCGAUACAUUCCUUUCCCAGGAUAGACGGUCCUUCACGACCACCAGCAUAAGCAGCGCCACGGAAGACAGUGAUGGCGCAUUGACGUCCAUGAAAAGGGAACGGAAACGACGCCAGAAGAGCAAGAUAACCAAGCCAUUGUCGGACUUGGGAGUGUAUACUCGAGGCUACAAAUGGCAUAGCUUCACGUCCCCGGAAAGCCAGCGGUAUAACCACGUGUACUCGUUCGCAGAGCGUUCUUUCGAGAGUAUCUGCCGCGAUGCAGAUAACAAAGCUGUUUUCGAGAAGCACAAUCGAAAGUAUCUGACAAGGGUCUAUCCAUCUGGCUUCCGUCUGAGGUCCUCUAACUUCGAUCCCCUCAAAUUCUGGCGUCGCGGAGUGCAGAUGGCCGCUUUGAACUGGCAAACCUACGAUGUUGGAAUGCAGUUGAACCAAGCCAUGUAUGCCGCCGGGACUGAUCGGACAGGCUACGUACUUAAGCCCGAGUCUCUUCGCACAGUGACCACUGGCGAAGAUAGAAGAAAGAGCACGGAGCGGAAAUGCGUUCGGUUUACGAUCGAAGUCGUCUCUGCUCAGCAACUACCGCGCCCUCGCAGCCUUGGACCGGACGAUAAUAUCAAUCCGUACGUGGAGGUUGAGAUAUUUAGUGCCGAUGAUCGAGGUCAGAGCUUCGUAUUUGGGGAAGGUGGCCUGAACACUUCGGCGCGCAGUGGCGUGUCAGGCAUUGGCUAUCCGCACCGUCGGCGCACGAAAAUCGAGCAGAGCAAUGGGUACAGCCCCAUCUUCAAUGAUUGCUUCAAGUUUGCGCUGGACACGAAGUAUCCCGACCUUGUGUUUGUCCGUUGGACGGUCUGGAGCUCGCUGGACGGCCGCAGUGCAGGGAACAACAGCAGUGUCCAGUUGGCCACCUUUACUGCCAAACUUACCAGCCUUUCUCAAGGAUACCGCUAUCUGCCGUUGUAUGAUGCAGGCGGCGACCAAUAUCUCUUUUCAACUCUGUUCUGCAAGAUUACUAAGGAUGGUAUCACUCCCGCCUACUUUGGACGAAUCGAUCCCGAUGACCUUCGCGCUGAGCGAUUGGGUCUUCUCCGUCAAAUCGGUCAAACCGUGUUCAAGCGCUCGUCAUCCACGGAGCGGGAGAAGGACUCUUUCUCCGACAAGGGUAGUGAGAUCCCGAUGAGCUCAGAGGACAACCAUUCUCCUACGUCUCCGACUCUGACGCCAACAGUGUCAGCGGCAUCUACUUCUUCGCUGCCUCCUUAG
Molecule: messenger RNA, 3471 nt
Organism: Aspergillus niger
Lineage: Eukaryota; Fungi; Ascomycota; Eurotiomycetes; Eurotiales; Aspergillaceae
Exons: 1
Coding region: 1-3471 (1156 amino acids)
Biological process (GO): lipid metabolic process; phosphatidylinositol-mediated signaling
Molecular function (GO): phosphatidylinositol-4,5-bisphosphate phospholipase C activity; calcium ion binding
Source: RefSeq, a predicted model, not a curated record